Anoplophora glabripennis (Asian longhorned beetle) is the source of this 2137-nucleotide messenger RNA. RefSeq names its product sulfite oxidase (gene shop). Gene Ontology annotation, molecular function: molybdenum ion binding; oxidoreductase activity; heme binding. Gene Ontology annotation, cellular component: mitochondrion. The record is from RefSeq and is a predicted model, not a curated record. The coding region runs from base 68 to 1729 and encodes 553 amino acids. NCBI's taxonomy places the organism in Eukaryota, Metazoa, Arthropoda, Insecta, Coleoptera, Cerambycidae. The transcript is spliced from 11 exons.
UAUAAAUAGAUGGUGGUAUGACAAUCUACAAGUGCAUGACCUUAUUUCACAAGAUCAAACUUUAAAAAUGAAAUUUUUAGCGAAUAGUGUAAGGAGAAUAUUAUUUAUCUAUAGACCAAUUUAUCAGUCUACUAGAGCCUUCAGUUUCAGCAACAGUAACAAUAAUGAACAAACCAGGUGGAAUACCUGCAAUAAAAUUCUUAUUAGCUCUGUGAUUGCAGGAUGCCUAGGAUAUUAUGCAUUUGACAAGCAAAGAAAAUACGUUUUUGCAGAGGCCAGCAAAAGUAGCGAUGAAAGUGGAACUGCCGGAAAGUUUAAGGAAGGGCUGCCAUCGUUCUCUUUGAGAGAAAUUAGUGAUCACACUUCUAAGGACACGAAAGUGUGGGUGACGUAUAAAGAAGGUGUGUACGACAUCACGGAUUUUGUGGACAAGCAUCCUGGAGGAGAUCAGAUUCUCAUAGCUGCAGGCAGUUCAGUGGAACCGUUUUGGCUUCUCUAUGGGGUACACGAAAACAAACAUGUUUAUAUGCUAUUGGAAAGUUACCGAAUAGGCAAUCUCAGUAAAGAGGACGUAGGUACCUUGAGUAGUGAUUUGGACGAUCCGUACAGCAAGGAUCCUGUACGUCACCCGGUACUAAAACCUACCAGUGCAAAGCCUUUUAAUGCAGAGAUUCCUCCACCACUGUUAGUAGAAAGCUUUAUAACGCCCAACGAACUUUUUUAUGUGAGAAAUCAUCUCCCGGUACCAGAUAUCGAUCCUAACACGUACGAGUUAGAGGUGGAACUGGAAGGGCGGAAUAAAAGAGUAACUUUCACUUUGGACGAAUUGAAAAAAUUGCCCAAAUGCACCAUAACAGCGGCAAUCAUGUGCGCUGGAAACAGGAGAGGCGACAUGACGAAGGUCAAGCCCGUGAAAGGUCUUAAUUGGGGUCCCGGAGCAGUUGGUAACGCGGUAUGGACAGGUGUACGAUUACGUGACGUCCUUGGGAAAGCCGGCGUUGACGAAGAUGAUGCUCGUUACAAGCAUGUCAAGUUCGAAGGGAUCGAUUUCGAUGUGACCGGCAAUAUGUACGGGGCCUCGAUACCAAUCUGGAAGGCUUUGGACAAACGGGGCGACGUUCUGUUAGCUUACGAGAUGAACGGAGUUCCUAUUCCUAGAGACCACGGAUUUCCGAUUCGCGUGGUCGUCCCAGGCGUCGUGGGUGCGAGAAAUGUCAAAUGGUUAGGUAAAAUUACCGUUUCCGAGAAGGAAAGUGACUCGCAUUGGCAACAGAACGAUUACAAGGGGUUCUCGCCCAGUACGGACUGGGAUACUGUGGAUUUUACCAAAUCGCCGGCCAUCCAGGAGUUACCGGUUAUAUCGGCCAUUUGCCAGCCGUGUAACGGAGACAAUGUCGAGGUUGUCGACGGACAUAUACUCGUGAGAGGGUACGCUUGGUCAGGGGGCGGGCAGAAAAUAGUAAGGGUAGACGUCACCGUCGACGCGGGAAAAACCUGGCACGUCGCCCAUUUCGACGGUCAGGACUCAUCGGAGCCCCCUCAACAUUGGGCCUGGACUUUGUGGUCGAUUCGCAUUCCCGUAGAAAAACAUCUGGAAAGCGUUGAAAUUUGGGCCAAAGCUGUGGACUCUUCUUACAAUACCCAACCGGAGAGUUUCGAGAACAUUUGGAAUUUACGAGGGGUUCUCGGUAACGCUUACCAUCGGGUAAAAGUUAAAUUUUCCCAGUGAUCAUGAAAUAAGAGUAAAUAUUGCAAAUUAAGUUGGUAGUUAUUUGAGAUAUAUGUAAAAAAAUGUGAUACUACUCUGAAAUUUUUGAAUUGUUAAUUUUUUUGAAAAUCGUAAAACAUAAGCAGGCGGCUCAGAAUAAUGGUCACUUAGGCACCACAAUAAUCGAAAUUGUUCAUUAUCCGCUACUUACAUCAGAAUAUUACACACAGGGAACAUCAAAAUUAGGUUAUGUAAUAAAAAUACCCAGUAUGGCAGCUGUAAGGGUCAAUUUUAUGUUUUUUAUUUUUAUUACGUCGUUAAGAUGAAUGAGUCAAACUCUACUUAUAUUUGUACUGGUUUUAAGAAUUAUUAUUGUUUUUUAUUGGUAUUCUACAUAUCUUUACAUUUUUUCACACAAAUUUGUUUAAA